Molecule: messenger RNA, 901 nt
Organism: Galeopterus variegatus (Sunda flying lemur)
Lineage: Eukaryota; Metazoa; Chordata; Mammalia; Dermoptera; Cynocephalidae
Product: CUB and sushi domain-containing protein 2-like
Exons: 7
Source: RefSeq, a predicted model, not a curated record
AACUCAGGUUGGUGUGUCCCAAGGGCAUAAUAUGUGUCCAGACCCUGGCAUACCCGAAAGGGGCAAAAGACUAGGCUCGGAUUUCAGGUUAGGAUCCAGCGUCCAGUUCACCUGCAACGAAGGCUAUGACCUGCAAGGGUCCAAACGGAUCACCUGUAUGAAAGUGAGCGACAUGUUUGCGGCCUGGAGUGACCACAGGCCAGUCUGUCGAGCCCGCAUGUGUGAUGCCCACCUUCGAGGCCCCUCGGGCAUCAUCACCUCCCCCAAUUUCCCCAUUCAAUAUGACAACAAUGCACACUGUGUGUGGAUCAUCACAGCGCUCAACCCCGCCAAGGUAGGGGGAGAGCCAGGGAAAAUACUCAUAUAAUGCAACAAGGAGGUUUUGAGUGUGGAAAUUCAAAGACUAAGACUGAAGAAUAGAAGCUGCCUUCUUGUAAACAACAGGGAAAACAGAUGCUGUGUGCCUGACCCUGUUCAUGGAACUGGUUCACAGGUGAUCAAGCUUGCCUUUGAGGAGUUUGAUUUGGAGAGGGGUUAUGACACCCUGACAGUUGGGGACGGUGGGCAGGACGGAGACCAGAAGACGGUUCUUUACAUCCUGACAGGUACAUCGGUCCCAGAUCUCAUUGUCAGCACCAACCAUCAAAUGUGGCUCCUCUUCCAGACCGAUGGCAGUGGCAGCUCCCUGGGAUUCAAGGCUUCUUACGAAGAGAUCGAGCAGGGCAGUUGCGGUGACCCUGGCAUACCUGCCUAUGGCCGGAGGGAAGGCUCCCGUUUUCACCAUGGCGAUACACUCAAGUUUGAGUGCCAGCCUGCCUUUGAGCUGGUGGGGCAGAAGGCAAUCACGUGCCAAAAGAAUAACCAGUGGUCGGCUAAGAAGCCAGGCUGCGUGUGUAAGUGA